AUGCAUCCUAACUGGAAGUACUGUGCACUUCUGGCUAUUUUCCUGGCCAAUCCCCUGGAAAUUUCUGCCAGAGCAAUUGAUCGACGUGACCUGGCUGCACUGCUUCCACGAAUUGAGAUUCCUGGAAUCACCAUCCCGAAGCCAAUCCCCAUUCCAAAGCCGGUGGUCCCAGAGGUCCCAGGAAACGUCCCUGGACGAAUUCCUCCCAUCAAACCUGAGCCUGUUCCUGUUCCAAAGCCGGAGCCGAAGCCGGGCAAUCAGCCUUGCAAGCGAGUCGACGGUUGUGUACCCAAAGGUCCCCUAGACGCUCCCGAUUUUGUCGUUGCGCAUGUCGUGCAGAAGUUCGGAGACGAUGGUCUGACGGUGAACGGCUUCAUCCCUUGGGAGACCAAAGCCACUGAAAUGACCAAGGGUACUGAAGACACCGCAAAGUUCGACGCGAAUCUACGAUCUGUCACCCAACGGCUGUAUGAUGAGCUUCCACUUAAGACAAAGGCAGGCGGAAACAACAUCGUGGCCUCGAUCUGGGUGCCCCAAAAGGGCAUUUACUUCUCUUCCAUUCCCCGUCAGCAGGCCGCCGCCAAGAUACUUUCGGACAAGGCAAACGCACCAUCUUGGGAUUGGCAGGCUGGAGCUGGGCGAAACAACGAGAAAGAUCUGCAUGCUGAAGAUGGUGCCAUUUACAAUUUCGAGAUUCUCAACCCCGCCGACUUCGCGGAUCCGGCCAAGGCCAGGGCUUGGAAGUUCCCUACUGAAUCGAGAAUUGCUGUAUAUGGAAAGCCAAACGGGGACAUGGAUGAGGGAUUCCUUUACCCUUGCAGAAACACGAUCAAGGCCGGCGGAUAUGUCCGAGACCCCACCUGCGAUACCGUUGUUAAUCGCAUGGGCCUCACCCCUGUUUCGAGCCCAGCACACAACCCCAAAUAG
Molecule: messenger RNA, 927 nt
Organism: Penicillium brasilianum
Lineage: Eukaryota; Fungi; Ascomycota; Eurotiomycetes; Eurotiales; Aspergillaceae
Source: the annotation of a GenBank genome assembly